Octopus bimaculoides (California two-spot octopus) is the source of this 1949-nucleotide messenger RNA. RefSeq lists its product as uncharacterized. The record is from RefSeq and is a predicted model, not a curated record. Lineage: Eukaryota; Metazoa; Mollusca; Cephalopoda; Octopoda; Octopodidae.
GUUGUUUUGUGGAUCUGGUUUACUGGGAAACAAUCAAACAGUUCGCAGACAGAAAUGUCCACGCUGGUGAAAACAGAUGAAAGCCUUCGGUGAUGAUCCCUUUAAGUGGUUGUACUACUACCAGCUAGAAAUAGCAACCGAAUCUCCAACAAAUUAUAACCUGCAGUCUCAAAAAAGAAAAAGAAAACAAAAAAAAAAGAAACAAAGAAAAAGGAAGCAAAGUAUACGUCAUGUAAUGUAGCCCUAGAAAUUCAUCGUGUUUGAAAAGUAGACAGGGAGGCCAUGGCUGGACCAGAUCUGCUUGAUCAGGGCUGAGCUGCCUAUACAACAACUUAUCUAUUAAUGCUCAAUGUUUUGAAGAAACAAUUUCAAGAAUAUAAUGUUGUUUUACUCCAAGUUUACAACAGCAUGAAUGAGAAACCUGGAAACAACAUCCAGUUGUUACUGAGAGAACAAUUGAGUGGCUGCAGCCAACAGAGGCUACGGGCAUUGCAAGUUAGCUUACGUCGCUAUGGAAAUGAUGAAUUGCGAAUAUCACCAAAAGACUUACAUUCGGCUAUGCAGGAUAAUGAUAUAUACCUAACAGACAGAGCCAUGACUGAAAUAUGUAUGUUUUACCAGGAUUCUUUGGGAAUAAAUUACCAAGGUGUUUAUGACUGUUUGAUGGAGACACACUCUACCUCUGGACGCGACAGUGUUCUUGCAAUGGCACACAAGAAGAAAGGUCCAACAAUACCACUAGAAAAAAAGGUAGCUGACAUCACUGAAAGACUCCAGAAAUCUGUAACGAAUGUCGAAACAUCAGACGUGUCGAAUAUUGAAAAGUAUUUCUCAGAAAACGAUCAAUAUAACAGUCAAAUUUUACCUGAAACCUUGGUUUUAUCUUAUAUCAACAAACUUGAUCUACCAAUAUAUGGAGCACUUUUAAAGAAUCUUGCUUCGUACUUCCGUGAAGAAAAAGACAUUACAUUUGUGAGAUGGAAGCCCUUACUCAAUGUAUUAGAUAUAAUACUAAAGAAAGGAGACAUUUCAAAAGUGACAACAGCACUAACUUCAGCCAAAAGUUAUACUAAGAGUAACUACAAAUUUGUAAAGAAAUCUAGUGCCAGGUUCAAGCCUUCUCUUAUCAGUGAAAUUCAGAAGAGGAAUGUUUAUCAAAAGAAUGACACCAAAAUAUUAGCAAAUAAGUUGAAAGAAUCAGGACUUCAUAACGGAACCACUGUUGCUAAUAAAAUUGAGAAUAAACCUCAGCAAAAUGGCAAAGUGGAAUGUAAUGGUCAUAAAAAUAUUCAAAAGGUGAAUGAACAGCCAGAAGAAAAAUCAUUGCUCUCCCAUUUUAUUACUGAAUCUCCAGAUGAUAAAAGCAUCAAUGCAAAUACAAAUAUUAAAAAUAAUAAUAACAAUAAUAACAAUAAUAACAACAAUAACAACAACAACAAUAAUAUUGUAACAGGAGAUAAAAAUGAACUACCAAAUAUACGUUUUGGUUUAAGGCAACUGGCUCUUACGAUGACCCAAAGUAUUCCUGGAAACAGAUGUAAAAAAUCAUUUGUAACCCCCCAAGUGACAAAUAUACCAAAUGUCCCAGAGAGUUGAUGAAAUGUUUCAGUUGCAUUUUUUUCUUUAAUUUUAGUUAAAAAUUUAUCAUUGAUUUGAAGAGUAAUGGAAGAUGAACGGAAUUUUGUGGCUGAGGUACUACUCUCAUCAUUCAUCUUCUGUUUGUAAUCUUGCUUUAAAAAAAAAACUUGAAUCCUGUAGUAUUUAAACCAGCCAUAUCCAACACAAAUAUUCUACCUGCUUUAUGUUCAAACAGGCCAGAUCUGAUAUCUCAUACCUACCCUACAAUGUUAAUCAAAAGAUAAACAGUCGUUGAAAUGUCAAAGCUACAAAAUAAAGCAUGAUCAAUUCCAAACAAUGUGAAUAAAUAAACGCUAUAUUUGACAAAGUAA